This is a messenger RNA of Dicentrarchus labrax (European seabass), 3036 nucleotides long. RefSeq lists its product as uncharacterized. The transcript is spliced from 5 exons. Gene Ontology annotation, cellular component: extracellular region. Gene Ontology annotation, molecular function: lipid binding; catalytic activity. NCBI's taxonomy places the organism in Eukaryota, Metazoa, Chordata, Actinopteri, Moronidae. The record is from RefSeq and is a predicted model, not a curated record. Bases 180 to 2366 code for a protein of 728 amino acids. Gene Ontology annotation, biological process: lipid transport; lipoprotein metabolic process.
CUUACGGAAAGUGAGCUGCAGGAUGAAGCUCAGAUAAGAAACUCUGCCACAGUCAGACAGACGGACAAACACAGAGCCAGACUUCACUUUCACACUUUAUUCAAACAGAACUUUCACAACAGACUUGAUCUCAGUUUUCUGGGCUCUGGUUGGAGGAUCAGGGAUCAGAGACCUCCAUCAUGGCCACCGCUGACCAGCUGCUGGAGCUGAUGUUCUCCUGGAUCGAGCAGAGGGAGCGCUGUGCAGAGAAACUGAGGAAACUGGCCAAAGAGCUGGAGUUACUCAGGGAGAAGUGUAACGCUGCAGAAUGUGUUGGAAGCACAUAUGCAGUGGUUGGAUCCUUAUCUCUGAUCGGGGCCGGUGUGGCCACUGUGUUCACUGGCGGUGCAGCUGCUCCACUUUUAGGCGUGGCAGGAGCAGUAUGUUCAGGUGUCGGUCUAACUGUAUCUGUGGCUUCUAAAAUCAUUGAGCACUUCUCAUCCAGCGAUACCAUGAAAGAGGCACAGGAGAUUGAAAAGAAGAGCAACAAGGUUGCAGAAGAAAUCCAGGAUCUGUUCAGGCAACUGAAGGCGGAGUGUUCCUCCACUGACCCAGAUGAAGUGGACCAACACGUCAUGACUGAAAUUCUGAAAGGCAUGGCCAGAAGAUGUGGACUCAAAUGGCACCUAAUGGAUUUCAAGAGGAUUUUUGUUGCAAUAAAGAGAAACAUCAACGAGAUCUUAUUCAGUCCUGUAGUGAAAGUUGCACUGGUAGUAAAACUUGCCAGUAUUUUAAAUUUUUUCACAUUUAAAGUUAAUGGGAAAAUAUACAAACAUUUGUUUAACAAAGGAGCUAAAGAAUUCACCAUACCAAUGACUAAAAUUGCUGAAGAAGGAGCAAAAAAACUCACCAAAGACAUGGCUAAGACUGGAUUUAAAAAAGCCUUUAAAGGAGGCGCCAUGGUUGUAGGAGGAGCUGUUGGACUGGCGUUUGAACUUCCUGAGGCGAUUGACAACUGGAAAGAGCUGAUCAAGAAUAAUCAUGUGACUGAAGCGAGCCAAUCACUGAGAGAUACAGCUAAGGCCAUUGAAAAGAUCUGCCAGACACUGAGGGAACAGUUCGACAACAUGAAAAAGAUGUUACAAGAGAUGGACAAAAGACAACAAGAAGAAGAGGAGAAGGCUAAAAGACGACAAGAAGAAGAGAAGAAGGCUAAAAGACGACGAGAGGAAGAGGAGAAGGCUAAAAGACGACAAGAAGAAGUUGAUCAAACAAAUCAAAAUAAAGAGACAGAAAGUGGUCAGCAGGGAGGGGGUGAUCAGGGAGAUAAGGAGAGUGAUAGGGACGAUGAGGAGAGUGAUCAGGAGGAUGAGGAGAGUGAUUGUGAAGAUGAGGAGAGUGAUCAGGAGGAUGAGGAGAGUGAUUGUGAAGAUGAGGAGAGUGAUCAGGAGGAUGAGGAGAGUGAUUGUGAAGAUGAGGAGAGUGAUCAGGAGGAUGAGGAGAGUGAUUGUGAAGAUGAGGAGAGUGAUCAGGAGGAUGAGGAGAGUGAUUGUGAAGAUGAGGAGAGUGAUCAGGAGACGGAUAGUGAGGAAGAGACAGAGGAAGAUGAACGCAAGCAGACUGGUAGAAAAAGGACAAAGCGCCAUCGAAAGAAGGGCACUCGAAGUAAACAAAGAGGAGACAGUGAGGACAGUUGUAUUGACCAAGACCAGAGAACCAUCCAGACACCUCCUGGAACUAUAAGAGGGGCGCUACUCAAUGUUUGUUCACUGGAAAAGAAACGAGACCCUGAAAAAAAAAAAAAAGAUCUUAAAGCUCAUACCAAAAAACAACCUGGACCUCUUUCUCACAACAGAGACGUUGUUACGAGAAGACAAUGCAGACUCAGUCCUCAGGGAGGUUUCACCACCGAAUUACACUACAGAUUAUCAGUUCUGCAUCAUGAUGAGUGGAACCAGCCGGUCCCUGUCAUCAAUGUGUAUCACCCACCGGGGUACAACAGGGACCAGUUCCGUACAUUUCUGGAUGAGUUUGAAACGCUCUUGGCUCAUUUCAACAACUACAACAGCAUCAUUGUGACUGGAGAUUUCAAUAUCUGGGUCGAUCAGGAAAGGAGGUCUUUCACUGAUGAGUUUUAUCAUAUUUGGCCGAUCUACAACCUCGAGCAGCAUGUACGGGAGCCAACACACCGGGCAGGUCACACUCUGGAUCUCGUCCUCACCAGAAAUGUUGAAAUCUCUGAUCUUGUUGUCCGAGAUGAUGGAAUAUCAGAUCAUUACACCGUAUAUUUCAAUGCAAAGCCAGUGUCAAAGGAGAGUCAGGAGAAAACUAAAGAAAACAAGGAUCAAGACGAGCAGCCAAAACGAUUGAAAAAGAGCGAAGAAUAGAAAAUGUUUCAGUAUUUUUACACUUCUGACCUGAAAAUAUUGCAUUCAGUUGGUUUCAAAAAGUAGCUGAGUAAGUGUGACAAGAUAGAUAAAAAUGUCUCAUUCUAAGGUAACAAAAACACAACAAUUCUUAUUUUCAGCUGAUUAUACACUAAUAAAAACAUACCUAUGAAUAUUAUAUUCUAUUUCUGACAAUAGAUCUCUAAGUGCCUUAAUUUGGUAUUUAUUAGUUCUCUGCACUAAUAAUCGUAUGGAUGCGUAAUCAGCCGUUUGCUAGCUAAUUGAUGCCAUUGGCCAUAUUGUGGAGGAUGUGUAGUUGAUGCCUUAUUGUUGUACAUUACUGAUUGUAAACUACCUGGUCUGGAUAAACUUAUAUGGUUGAUAUGGAUUUGCUACACAUCUGUACAUCAGUUAGAUUCUCCACAGUUGAAUCCUUCACUUCAUUUUAUAUAAACUAAUCAAAUCAUCAAAUCUGUGAUCGGUGAUUGAUAAUGUUGUUGAAUACAAGUGGUUCUAUUUGUUUUGUAUUAUAACACCAUAUGUGAGUCUAAUGGAAAUGUGAUGUAGCCUGUGAGUGUAAGGAACGUAACAACUUGUAAUAUAGAUUGUACUAAUUAUGGUCAUUUAUCUUUCUUCCACUUUUCUACGAUCAAUAAAUAACCAAAAUGAA